Molecule: messenger RNA, 299 nt
Organism: Pneumocystis carinii B80
Lineage: Eukaryota; Fungi; Ascomycota; Pneumocystomycetes; Pneumocystales; Pneumocystaceae
Exons: 2
Coding region: 44-253 (69 amino acids)
Source: RefSeq, a predicted model, not a curated record
UAUAUACUUAUUUUUAACUUCUCUUAGGAAAUUCUCAACUUUAAUGUGUAUAGAACAUUUUUUAAAUAAUAAACUAAAAAACACAAACAAUUACAGAAAACGUGAGCUUUUUCUUUGCACACCUCCAAUAACACAUAUGCCUUCUGUAUUAUUUUCUGGUACUAGAGAAUUACCUGCCAUUGUUGUAUCUCCUGCAACUAGUAGAGACUCUUCACUAAAAUCAAGAUCUAAACCUUUUAAUUUUUGCAAAUAAUUCAUAAAGGCUUUCUCAUUUAAUCAUUUAAUCAUUCAAUUAUUCA